Messenger RNA from Bombyx mandarina (wild silkworm), 385 nucleotides. It is a transcript of the gene CYP49A1, whose product is annotated as probable cytochrome P450 49a1-like. Gene Ontology annotation, molecular function: heme binding; iron ion binding; monooxygenase activity. The record is from RefSeq and is a predicted model, not a curated record. Lineage: Eukaryota; Metazoa; Arthropoda; Insecta; Lepidoptera; Bombycidae.
GUGAUAUUUAAUUAAUUAAUUACUUCUUGUGUGUGUAUCGUGUGAUUCUGAUCGUGCAUAGCUGUGUGAACUGUGAACUGUGUACAAUAGGUAGGGGUACACCAUGAGGGGAACUGCAGUGAUGUGGCCCUUGAGGACAGUGAAGAGGAGCAUCUGCACCACGGCCAGCCGCCAGCAGGUAUCGGAAGGCAGCAAGGAAAUGGGUGCAAAAAAUUCGAUGCUUUCCACGUGUCCCGUCCACAUCCAGCGAGCCAGGUCCACUCACGUCGUGGACGCUACAGCCUUCGAAGUAUCGUCUCCUGUCAAACCCUGGGAAGAUGUACCAGGUCCAAAGCCACUGCCCUUACUUGGAAACACUUGGAGGUUCACUCCUUAUAUCGACUAG